Molecule: messenger RNA, 1133 nt
Organism: Magallana angulata
Lineage: Eukaryota; Metazoa; Mollusca; Bivalvia; Ostreida; Ostreidae
Exons: 6
Coding region: 1-792 (263 amino acids)
Source: RefSeq, a predicted model, not a curated record
AUGUGUGGAGAUUGUUUUCACUGGGAUAUGCAACAAUAUUUUGGCAUUCAUCGCAAGUUAUCUUUGAAAUCUCUGAUUUUGUCGGUUUUGUGGAGUAAUGCAUAUAGUUGGUCAUGGUUUGAAGCGAAAGAUCUGUGUCAGUCAAAUGGAACACUUAUUGGAACAAGAUCUAAUUCAGAUAACUUUUGGACCAAAUACUAUCACCGUCGCUCUCACUGGAUUUCCACAUUAGGAUGCUCCUCUAACGAUAGGUUGGGCAGUUAUAAAACCUAUGAUGUGCUUUCUAAUCUAAUAUCUGCAGGACUUUGCCAAGAACUUUGCAUGGAACACUUUGGGUCAAAUAGAAUAUUUUUAUUUGCAUAUGGGAAACAGAAAUGUAUCUGUCUAAAAGACAACCUUAUGGAUCUACACCUCCAUUUUGACAAUUGCAAAUCUGACUGUAUUGGAGACUUUGAAUUAACAAAAGACUGCGAUGAUAGGUUCCUCGUUCUUUUAUCGAAACCAAUCACUAAGCAGUUUGAUGUUUUAUCAAAUUCCACUUGCAUGGCUAUGAGUUUUGACACUGAGCAAACUGAAGAUGAUCUAAUUGAGCGCAAAGAUUGUAAGAAAGUGUGCAUUAAAUCAGAAAACAGACCACAAAAUCCAAGGAAUUGCACCGAAACAAGGAUGGCUUAUCUUAAAUCAGUAUUGAACAAAAGUUGUUAUGCUGCAAACUUUGAGAGUUCGAGAAAAACCUGGUUUAUUUUAAAAAGACAAAAGUACUUGAGUUAUGAUCGAGGUAAAUAUUACUGAAAAGCAAGGAAUGAUAUAAUGUUUGAUACAUAUCAAGUACUUUAAAUCAAUACCGCAAUUGUCACAACACAGCUGCGAAUAAUUUUAUGAAUUGAUAUCUAUGCAAGAUAUUGUGUUGCGUUCAAAUAAAGUUAUACAUUAAAAAGUACAUUGAAAUAUCUCAACAACUCUUCCAAAAAUUAAUUUAACAUUAUGAUAUCCAAUUCAAAAGUAAUUGACUAGACCAACUUACAAAACUGAAAAUGUUUUGAACAUCAUCCACUUUCAUUUAACCUAGAUCACAAAAUAUGCUGAACACUUAAUAACUUAAUGCUCUUCCGGGGGAAAGCUUUAAACUUCGU